AUGUCAUUAAAUAUUGAACAAUUUCCAUCAAAUAUAAAAACAUAUUUAAAAUUAGCUCAGUCAUUUGAAAAUACUGACCCAGUUAUUGCAUUUCAUUUCUGUGUGAAAGCAAAAACAUUGAUUGAAGAACAAUAUCAAGGAGAAGAUAAAGAAUUAAAAAGUUCACAAAUAGAUUUACUAACAAAUGUCAUUGAAAAUAAACCACAAUUUAUUCAAUUUAAAGAGUCAACUAAAUCACCAGCUGAAUAUUUGUUAAGAAAAGCUGUUAUGUUAUUACAAAAUUCUGACAAACAAUUAAAAGAAAAAGGUCCAUCAUUACAAAUAGGAAAAACAUUUCUUGUUUCAUCUUAUUUAUUUGAUUUAUAUGAAUUAUUUUUCCCAUUAAAUGAUACGAGUAAAAAAAUGCAGACAUACGCUAAAAUCAAAGCUAAUGAAUGUACUAAAUUAAAAGAAUCUUUUUCUUCUCCUAUGAUAGAAGAACCUGUUUCUAUUCCUGAUGAUAAUAAAACAAUCCAUUAUAUUACAGAAGAAAAACCUAUUGACCAACCUGCUUCUACUCCACUUAUAAAUCAACAAAACUUAUCUCAAUCUAGUCAACAACCAAUAAAAUCUUUUGAAGAUAAGAAAAGUGAUUACUCACAAUCUCCACUUCAAAAUCAUGUCAUUUCAUCAAAUCCUCAAAUUGAUAUUUCUAGAUUAUCUCUUUUAGAAAAACAAAAUUUAGCUGAAAAAUAUAUCCAAUCUGCAAUAUCUUCAUUAGAUUUUCAAGACCCUAAAACCUCAGCACAGUAUCUUCAUGCGGCUUUAGAAUUAUUAAAUUAA
This is a messenger RNA of Entamoeba nuttalli P19, 822 nucleotides long. RefSeq lists its product as hypothetical. The record is from RefSeq and is a predicted model, not a curated record. The transcript has 2 exons. Gene Ontology annotation, cellular component: multivesicular body. Bases 1 to 822 code for a protein of 273 amino acids. NCBI's taxonomy places the organism in Eukaryota, Evosea, Mastigamoebida, Endamoebidae. Gene Ontology annotation, biological process: late endosome to vacuole transport via multivesicular body sorting pathway.